UUUUCAGUCAGAGAGAGGACUCUGAAGGGGACAGCGUGUCUUGGAAAACCUGGGACGUGAUACAGUAUGGCUGUAACUGGGGAUGAGACAGAAACAGGCACCGCAGGUGACUUGACUGCCUGCCAGCUGCGUAACCCCAGCUCCAGCCUGCCACAGGGGGUGGCGGGGGCCAGCGCUCAUAGCUCCCACAAACCCAUAGAAGACGCCUUACAGAAGAGGGAGCUCCGCUUGAUGAAGAACAGGGAAGCCGCCCGGGAGUGCCGACGAAAGAAGAAGGAAUACGUCAAAUGCCUCGAAAAUCGCGUGGCCGUGCUCGAAAAUCAAAACAAGACUCUGAUCGAGGAGCUGAGGGCCUUAAAAGACAUCUAUCGACACAAAGUCGAGUGAGCCCUCUGACUGGAGGAGGAAGCGGGGCUGCGUGUGCGGACUGUGACAGCGUACUUCUGUGAGGGUGUCCUCAGGAUUUCGGUUCUGCUUAUGCAGACACGCACGCGCACAAACCCAUGAAUAACCACACACUCACACAAAACACUCCUUGUCCUUGCUAUUAAAUGUGUUUACAAGAUGAUGUCAGUGUUGCUGGCUCUGAAUUAUCCAUGCGCCACCACCAGCAGAAAACAAGACCCUUGCUUCAGGUCGGGGUUAUUAUAAGUCGUAUACGUCCCUUUGAACGGGGAGGCUUCCAGAGAGAGCAGGAAGAGAGAGCAGGAGCGUAUGAACCAUUUGGAGACCCACAACGCCUUAUUGGAGAUGAAGAAUCAGAUGCUGACAACAACCUCAAUAAACAAAUACUAGAUCUGUCGCUAAGCCUUUUACCUUUAUCAGCUGAACUGCACUGCAUUUUACAUUCCGUUACUAUCAUUUGUAUCAUUUGACUCUAUUUAAAUACUGUAUCCAUUGAUAACCUUUGGGGUGCCUUGCUCACUGCAAGGAAUGCGAAGCCAAAUGUUCAAAGGGAAGCAGCUCAUCAGGGCUUCGCGUAUCGACGUUUGUGUUUUAUUAUAUCCCACCUCAGAAACCCUGAUGCAAGCACUAUGACCAGCAAUUAACACCCACUGCAUUCACUUGCCAUAUUCCUUUGUCUUUCAUGUCGAGACCUACUCGGAUGUGUUGUGCAUCUGUGCGAGGACGUAUGUGCUUCUAACCUGUGGCAUUCAUUAUUUAUGAACCUGCUUUUUUUUUCUUUUCUUUUUUUUUGUAGUUUUAAAUACUGUGCAAAGUGUGUAGAAAAAGGAAGAAAGGAUUUAUCGUAAUUUGAAUAUGUGUAUAUUUAGUUAACAGAUGCAUGUUUUAACCUAACUGCUUUUUGCUUUGUCUCAGUACAAAUGGCUAAAUUUUAGAAGUUACUUGUAUAGGGAUGAUUUUGAGUGUGGUUUAUUAGGAAUUUGAUGCAGAAGCUGAGCUUUUUAACAGUUGUCUCUGUUGGGGCUUUAUUUCUCCUCUGUAACACCCUAGCUGUUGUCUUGUUGUGAUCGCACCUUAUUUACAGGUCUUACAGACAAUUUUUUGAAAUGUAUUUGCUUUAAUAAAGUUCUUGCUCUGUC
Messenger RNA from Chelmon rostratus (copperband butterflyfish), 1544 nucleotides. RefSeq names its product cAMP-responsive element modulator-like. The record is from RefSeq and is a predicted model, not a curated record. Gene Ontology annotation, biological process: regulation of transcription by RNA polymerase II. Gene Ontology annotation, molecular function: RNA polymerase II cis-regulatory region sequence-specific DNA binding; DNA-binding transcription factor activity, RNA polymerase II-specific. Bases 67 to 387 code for a protein of 106 amino acids. Lineage: Eukaryota; Metazoa; Chordata; Actinopteri; Chaetodontiformes; Chaetodontidae. Gene Ontology annotation, cellular component: transcription regulator complex; nucleus. The transcript has 3 exons.